CCGUAGACGCUCGGCUCAAGCGGCCUUCUUUUAAAGUUCCUGGGGGGGAGAGUGUGGAGAGAGCCGGACAAAGCAGGAGGAAAGGGGCUAACAUUUAACCUUGUUCAUACAUAUCCCCUCGUUUUUCGUACCGGGAGGACAGGUACGGCUCCGAAGAAAAAGGUGCGACGCAUAAAACCGAGCUCUCACUUCCCGAUAACGUCAGAAAAUGGCGGAGCCGGACAAAUUAAACAUCGACUCUAUAAUUCAACGUCUGCUGGAAGUUAAGGGCUCGCGGCCGGGAAAGAACGUUCAGCUAACGGAGAACGAGAUCCGCGGCCUUUGCCUCAAAUCCCGUGAAAUAUUCCUGAGCCAGCCAAUCCUGCUUGAAUUAGAGGCCCCUUUAAAAAUAUGUGGUGAUGUCCAUGGUCAGUACUAUGAUCUGCUCAGGCUUUUUGAAUAUGGUGGCUUCCCUCCGGAGAGCAACUACCUGUUUCUGGGCGACUAUGUAGACCGAGGGAAGCAGUCCCUGGAAACCAUCUGUCUCCUUCUUGCCUAUAAGAUCAAAUACCCCGAGAACUUUUUCCUGCUGCGUGGCAACCAUGAGUGCGCCUCCAUUAAUCGAAUCUAUGGCUUUUAUGAUGAGUGUAAGCGACGGUAUAACAUAAAGCUGUGGAAGACCUUCACAGACUGCUUCAACUGUUUACCUGUGGCUGCUAUUGUAGAUGAGAAAAUUUUCUGCUGUCAUGGAGGUCUCUCUCCAGAUCUUCAGUCGAUGGAGCAGAUCCGCAGAGUCAUGCGGCCCACAGACGUGCCCGACCAGGGUUUGCUGUGCGACCUGCUGUGGGCCGACCCGGAUAAAGACGUGCUGGGCUGGGGGGAGAACGAUCGCGGAGUCUCCUUCACAUUCGGGGCAGAUGUGGUGGCCAAAUUUUUGCACAAACACGACAUGGACCUAAUAUGCAGGGCGCAUCAGGUGGUUGAAGAUGGUUAUGAGUUUUUCGCAAAGAGGCAACUCGUCACGCUUUUCUCAGCUCCCAACUACUGUGGAGAGUUUGAUAACGCUGGUGCCAUGAUGAGUGUGGACGAGACCCUCAUGUGCUCCUUCCAGAUUUUGAAGCCAGCAGAUAAGAAAUUGUAUCCUUAUGGCAGCGGAGGAGGAGGUGUGGGAUUGGGAAGACCCGUCACUCCUCCACGGAACGCAGCCAAGGCUGGCAAGGCAAAGAAAUAACACCCGCCGGUUCCCCUUCCUACGAUUCAGCACCCUUUGUCGGCCCAACACUUUUUUUUUUUCCUUCCUUUCCUCCCUGUCUACCUCCCAAACUUGUUCCUUCAUUGGCACUGAACAGCAACAAAAACAACCAGGGUCCAGUCAGUUUUGUUUCAUUUUUUCUGAAUUGAACGCAUUUUAUUUUGCUUUGUGUUUUAUUUCCUUGUGUGUUGAUAUGCGAGUAAAGAGUGAGAAUGAUUCCAGAGGAAGUUGCUGUAUUCAUGUACUUUUUCCCUUUUGUUGUCCUAUUUUCCAGUUGAUUCUUUUUUUGUUUUGUAUCGAGUGUUUUUGCCCGUUCAUCAUGUAAAUCAUGCCGGUGGGGGUUGGGCGUGAAGAAGAGAGCUUUAGCCGUUUUAUGUUGAAGUCUGGGACUGUUUAAAGCUAUUGUACAUGUAUAGGAGGUCUGUGUGGUGGGAGGGCAGGGAAGUUGGAGGAGAUCCAAAGGUAACGGCACACCGAGUGCACAGGAGACUCCAACUGGGAGGAUUCUUUUUUUUUAUUUGAUUUUCCUCUUCCAUUUUCAGAACCAAUCAUGUGAUUAUAGAUGCUUUUCUUCGCCGUUUUUGUAGAUACUGACAACAGAAUGGUUUUAUUUUUUUUUUCUUAUGUUUUUAGCUCAUUCAAAGCUGAAGCUCAAUAAAAGAAACCUUUAAUUUGAAGCACAUCAUCAUGCUCAUCACUUAUUUGUCAGUGACUGAUCUUCAUUUGUUGUGACUUGCCUUUAAUAGAUAUGAAAUUACUAAUAUCAGUGACUUUGCUCGAGAUGCUGAACAGGUUUAGACUUUUCAUAUGUGGCUUCAGUGCGACUGAUAUAUUGACAAAGCAGCAGUAAAACAAAAAUUGGUUUGAUGCUUUUCUUUGAUGACCCAGAUGUUUGAUUAUUUUUGUAAUGUCUUAAGUACUCAUCAGAUCCAAAGCGUAGUCGCCCAAUGCAGGUUCAAAUCUUGCACAAACGAGCACAAAUUCACAUGAAACAGGGAACGUGAGAUGUUUUAUGAUUUAAAGAAAAUAAUGCAUUUCUGUUAGGAUUGCUUAAACCAUAAAUUCUAAACCAUCACAUAUAUUCAAGAUAAAUGUAAAGACUUCAAGUAACUUUAAGAAAUCAAAGUAUGUGUUAUGUAAAUACAUAUAAAAAAAAUUGCUUUAUAAGAAAUCUAUCUGAAUGCUUCUAACUACGUUCCCAGUUUUUUGUGUUCCAUCUGUGGGAGAAGAGCCAUAAACUGAAUAAAAAUGCUAUCUAAUUAUUCAUAUUAAUGAACUGUGACCCCUCGGCUGAGAUUUCUUUUGUUUGUUUUUUCAAGUGUCCCAUUUAUUUGAUCUUACAGGGUAUUCCUGCUUUAAAAAGGGAUGCUGUAAUUGUAAAAUGAUCCUCUAUGGAGUUUCAGGGUUAUCUUUCAGCCCACUUCCACCACCAUGAACACUCCUGAGUGUAGCUGCCAUUUUGUUUUUAUCUUCCGACUGUCCUUGGUUUUGAAACCUCUUUUCAAAUGCAAGCACCAUAUAGACUGACAGCAGGGCAAUAAGGAUAGAGAAAGUGGACUUUAAACAUUUUUUUUUUUUGUAUGCUAGUUUUCCUGACUGAUUUGUUUUGUGCCUGAGAGGUCUGGUGGGGAAAAUAAAUAAAUCAUCAGACUUUAUUUUGUGCACAUGUUCGAUUUGAAUCUAAAACCAACUCAGGAAGUGAGACUGAAUACAUAUACAGGCCAGCCAACUCUACAUACUACACCUGCAUGCAUUAGCUGAAGUGCUGCAGAAAAAUGGGUCCGAAUGAGUUCCCAUUCAAAGUGACCGCAUUUAAAUUUGACCAAACUAUGAGUAAUGUUCAAUUAUCCGUUGUGUAGGAAGUGUGUAAACGACUGCAGGUUUCAGUGUACAGAGUGAAGAUAACUGCAGUGCUCCCAUCAGUAAAAAACAUUUUUACGAAACCUGCAGAACUUAACGUCCACUUUCGUCGUUGCUUUUUCAUAGCUGUACAAACCGCAGCUUCAAACAUUUCUCACCUUUCUGUUUAUGCUGAUUACCACCAAUAAUCUGCUUUCAAUCUUUCAUUUUUAAUAGAUUUUAUUUCUGUAACUUAUAAGCAUAAUGGGGGUAGGAUCUUUUUAAUCAAUCAGGGAUGUUUUUGCACCAUGCACUGUUGCUGGGUAGAUUUAGAUCCAUUACAGUUAUAAGAUUAGGAAAAAGAACAAUGGCAUUUUUAUUUGUAUAUCUUUUUGUUUUCAUCUCUGU
This is a messenger RNA of Cyprinodon tularosa, 3478 nucleotides long. RefSeq names its product protein phosphatase 1, catalytic subunit, alpha isozyme a (gene ppp1caa). NCBI's taxonomy places the organism in Eukaryota, Metazoa, Chordata, Actinopteri, Cyprinodontiformes, Cyprinodontidae. The record is from RefSeq and is a predicted model, not a curated record. Gene Ontology annotation, molecular function: protein serine/threonine phosphatase activity. Bases 209 to 1210 code for a protein of 333 amino acids. The transcript is spliced from 8 exons. Gene Ontology annotation, cellular component: cytoplasm; nucleus.